CCUUAAGAAGCCCCCUGCUCCAAUCCUCUCAAGCCAUCUCCACACUCACUCCUCAUUCUUGGAGAACAACACAGAACCUAGUCAAUCAGAAUGGCCGCAACCACCAUGUCACUCUCUUCCCCAGCCUUCGCCGGCAAGGCAGUGAAGAACUUGCCAUCAUCAUCUCUUUUUGGGGAGGCUCGCGUCACCAUGCGCAAGACGGCGGCAAAGGCCAAGCAGGUUACCUCUAGUAGCCCGUGGUACGGCUCUGACCGCCUGCUCUACCUGGGCCCGCUUUCUGGUGAGCCCCCGAGCUACCUGACCGGUGAGUUCCCCGGGGACUACGGGUGGGAUACCGCUGGUCUGUCGGCUGACCCCGAGACCUUCGCCAAGAACCGGGAACUCGAGGUGAUCCACUGCCGUUGGGCCAUGCUUGGCGCGCUCGGUUGCGUCUUCCCCGAGCUACUCGCCCGCAACAGCGUUAAGUUUGGUGAGGCUGUUUGGUUCAAGGCCGGAUCCCAGAUCUUCAGCGAGGGCGGCCUUGACUACCUCGGCAACCCAAGCCUUGUGCACGCGCAAAGUAUCCUUGCCAUUUGGGCUUGCCAGGUCGUGCUCAUGGGCGCCGUCGAGGGCUACCGCGUUGCCGGUGGACCACUCGGUGAGAUCGUCGACCCACUCUACCCGGGCGGCAGUUUUGAUCCGCUUGGCCUUGCCGACGACCCUGAGGCAUUCGCCGAGCUUAAGGUUAAGGAGAUCAAGAACGGUCGCCUCGCCAUGUUCUCCAUGUUCGGCUUCUUCAUGCAAGCCAUCGUCACCGGCAAGGGUCCACUCGAGAACCUCGCUGACCACCUUGCCGACCCCGUCAACAACAAUGCCUGGGCAUUUGCCACCAACUUCGUUCCUGGCAAGUAAGGUGUGUGUGCUCCCGGUGAAGCAUGCUGUUGUGUGGUCUGAGUUGUACUACCAUGAUGUAAAUUACGAGGAUUCGAUUGUCUAAGAACGUUAAGAGGAGAUUCUCUGCAAGAGCUUAUGUUUUCCCA
This is a messenger RNA of Triticum urartu, 1019 nucleotides long. Its product is annotated as chlorophyll a-b binding protein, chloroplastic. The record is from RefSeq and is a predicted model, not a curated record. Gene Ontology annotation, cellular component: membrane. NCBI's taxonomy places the organism in Eukaryota, Viridiplantae, Streptophyta, Magnoliopsida, Poales, Poaceae. Gene Ontology annotation, biological process: photosynthesis, light harvesting.